This is a messenger RNA of Aspergillus melleus, 1371 nucleotides long. RefSeq lists its product as uncharacterized. Gene Ontology annotation, molecular function: mRNA binding. NCBI's taxonomy places the organism in Eukaryota, Fungi, Ascomycota, Eurotiomycetes, Eurotiales, Aspergillaceae. Gene Ontology annotation, cellular component: nucleus; cytoplasm; ribonucleoprotein complex. The coding region runs from base 1 to 1371 and encodes 456 amino acids. The transcript is spliced from 4 exons. The record is from RefSeq and is a predicted model, not a curated record.
AUGCCCACUGCCCAGAAAGCACGAAUGACAAAGACUCGAGGGUCAGAAGAGGAGUUUGUUCUCUUCCUCCAAGGGGUUCCAGCCCACUGUCGUUGGCAGGAGCUUAAGGAUAUGGUGCGGCAGACCGCGUUGCAUAUCCGACAAGCGGUGGUGUACGACGACAAUCAUGGAUUUCCCACGGGACUGGGUCAAAUCAUCGUGAAGAAUGAAGACGAAGCGUGGCGGACCUACCACAGAUUGUCCACCAACGGCUGGGAGGGACAGAGUCUGGUGGUCACGCUGGCUCGCACCAGUUCACCCACACGCCCAAUUGCUGGGCCGACUAAGAGUCCAACCUGUGUGAUUCCCCCAAAUUAUGUGGCUGGUUACUCGACUCCCCCGCGAGUCACCCAGAACCUGGCCAUGCCCCCGUCGCCCAUGACCCCAGAGCCGGGGAUGUCUACUAGCCCGACAUAUCAAAGUCCCGAAUACGGAGCGCCAAUGAUGAGUCCCAUGGGGUUACCUUCUCAGCCGUUCCUGCCCAUCUUCGCGGACCCUCUAUCCCAAACAAUCCCCGGGUUUCCGCCCUCUCCUGCCCUCCGGUCGUUCUGUGACCCCAAUCUUGCCUUCGCCAUUCUCCCGCCCUACGCGCUCUCCCCCAUGCCUCAUCCUCUUCGCGAAGCCUCUAUCAAUGCUAUGCGCAUGAACAACGGCACCGCCAGCAGUAGCCGUCCCAGCAAGCCCAUGUACCGCCACGGGGUACCCAAUCGGAACAAAACCAAUCUCAAUCCCAACUCGCCUAUCUUCCCUGCGCCCGACCGAGCAGCACUAGGAACUGGCCAUUCAACGCGGCCCACCUUUCGCCGGACCAUCUUCAUCCAAAACCUCAGCGCCACGACCACCAAGGCAGAUCUGGAGAGCUUCCUCCAGGGCCCUAAUACCAACACCAGCAUCGAGCAGAGCGAGGUACCCAUGGACGCUGAGACGGGCCGCUGCAAGGGCUUUGCACGUGUGACUUUUUACUAUGCUGAAGAGGCUAAGCGCGCCGUCAUCCGGUACCAUAAUGCCGUCUUCAUGGGAGCUAAGAUUCGUGUAAAGAUCGAUCGCAGCAUUCAUGGCGCGUACAGUUUGCCCUCCCAGGGCAUUCCGCCGCCGGCAAUUCCGCCCGCCACUCACGGUCUCGAAAUCGCUACCACUACUUCCAACACUCCUGGCACUACCGUCGUUGCCCCGCAGACCCCCGUGGACAACAAGAGGAACGUUUCUCCGGUCAUCCCCCUGGAGACUCCCUCCAACUCUGGAGCGCGAAAGGAUUCCUUGCCCAAGGCAGAUCGGUGUCAACCAUUGGUCGUGAAUGGGUCAGGGACCGGAAGGAGAGCGGUAGCCACUUGA